Molecule: messenger RNA, 3963 nt
Organism: Tribolium castaneum (red flour beetle)
Lineage: Eukaryota; Metazoa; Arthropoda; Insecta; Coleoptera; Tenebrionidae
Product: receptor-type tyrosine-protein phosphatase H
Exons: 17
Coding region: 386-3892 (1168 amino acids)
Biological process (GO): protein dephosphorylation
Molecular function (GO): protein binding; protein tyrosine phosphatase activity
Source: RefSeq, a predicted model, not a curated record
CCCGCAGUGCCUUAAACAGCCGUAGUCUUCCACACGUUUCCCAAAUAGCGCUUAAUUAACGUCAUGUACUUAAUAAAAUAUUCGCUGGUUGUCAGUUCAGAGAUAAUAGCAAAUAUCGAAGUUUUAUCAUUUUCGGUAAGCCCGCAAAUUGUGUUUGCUUAGUGCUCCAUAAUCCAAUUGUUCAUCAAACGCAAUCUUGCUAUCUCAAAAAGUUAUAAAUUUCGAGUACCUGCGUAACAAAUCGAGAGUGUUUAGGAAAAUGUUAACUCUAUAAAAUUUAUUCAUUACUCAUACGUGUGGUGCUGAACGGUCGUGUUGAUAAAGGCAUCCUGUUUAACACUGCGAAUAUAUAUUUAAGCUGAUGUGACAGAAAAUUGAAUAAAAAAUGAACGUGGUGUGGGUUCUGGUGCUUCUAGUGCCGAGUGUUUUCGCAAAAUUGACAAACAUCGAGACGCAAACUGGCCAAAACCACGAAACGAACGAAAUUGAAGAUGUUUUUGUGAAGCAAGAAACAACUUCAGGGCCUGAAAAUGAAGCUUCAACUACUGAAAUAUAUUCAACUACUACAGAGCCUACAUUUUUUUCAAAAACGGCUUGCGCUAACACUUCUGAGGUUAACAAUAUAAGCAUCAGCUCAACUACUUCCGAAAUAUCACUAAAAUGGGAACCCCCGGAAAACACGGACUGUUUCGACAAAUACAUUAUUUACCUCAAUAAUGAAAUUCACAAUGAAACGACUGAAACCGAGUAUACAAUAACAAAUUUACAAUCUUGUACUGAAUACACUGUCGGUAUUGCAACCUCUAAUAACAAUAUCCCGGGAAGUACACAGGAACAAAGUGUCACAACAGAAGCACACAUUCCUGUGGUUAAUUUUACACAAAUCAAUGCCUCAAGUUUUGAAGUGUUUCUACAAUGGGAUCCCCCCGAAAACACACAGUGUGUCGACAAAUACGUAAUUUACCUCGACAGUGAUUUUUACGAAACCACCGAAAGUAAUUACACUAUCGCUAAUUUAACAGCUUGUAAUGAAUACAAAGUUGCAAUUGCGGCUUCGAAGAAUGACAACGUGGGACAAUUUACAAACGAUAGUUUUAAGACAAUUGCUCCCAAUCCGUUCGGUUACGGAGUUGAGGACUUGAAAGUUGAGCAAGUCACCGAUUACGUUUUAAAUCUGACAUGGAAUGCACCAGAUGAAAAGGUCGUGCAAUGUGUAACCGCUUACGAUAUACUUUGGUGGCCUGCCGGCAGUACGGGCAAAACCAAAGAGAGUAAAACCAACGAAACGUAUUUAGAAUUAUCGCCAGUUGUUGGUUGUAUGAAAUAUGAAAUAAAUGUGAAGCCCUUAAUUGGAGAAACCCAACAAGGAAAUGUCCAAGCGGCGGAAUUUCAAGCUCAAGCCUAUCCAAACAAUCCUCCAAAUAUUGUCAUCGGCUCAUUAUCAAGCACCAAAACACAAAUAAGCCUAACUUGGGAAACCGACGAUAAAUCGAAGAAUAUGUGCAAUGUGAGUGCAAUUGUGGUAAAUUGUGUUGCACCAGAAGAUUCAAACAGAAAUAGUUCCUGGAUAAUCUGGGAGGCACAAAGUGUGAGAGAAGUGACCGAACAAACCGCCAAUAACCGAUACUCAAUGACAAUCGAGAAUUUGUCACCUUUUACGAACUAUUCAUGUUCGGGAGUUGUCACAAACACUGGCGGAAAUUCGUCUGAAACCCCGUUUGAAGCUACGACCGAUGAAGACGUUCCUUCCGCUCCACAGUCACUCACAAUUAAAGAUGUGGGGCCCCAAAAAUUCACAAUCGAAUGGACACAACCCGAACAAAUCCCCGGAAUUAUGACUUCGUAUGGUUUGAAAAUCAUUAGUGUCGGACCUCUUGACCGGAAUGUGAAUAAAGACUGUGCGAACAAUGCCACUGAUCACUUUUUUGACCUCGAUGCUGAAGAUACUAGUCUUGUUUUUGAGGAAGCUUUGCCGUAUUUUAAAUACAGUGUGUCUGUCUAUGGAGUCGAUGGGGCCGGAAAUGGGACAGAAGCGAAUGCAGACGCGAGCACAACAGCCACAAAGCCGGAUCAAGUUGAAAACGCGGAAACUUUACCACCGGAAUAUUCCCAAAACGAAACUUACUCCGGCUCUGUGAUCGUCAAAUUCGACCCUCCAUGCAACACAAACGGACCUUUCAAACAUUAUGAAAUAAAUUAUAUCGGACAGAGAGAAGGUUUCAGUCCUGAAAACCAAACACUUGAAACCACUGAAACAAACGCAACAAUUCCACUAAAACCUGAACGCGAAUAUUCGAUUGAAAUUAAAGUUGUGACUGAAAAUUUUACUUCAGGCCCGGUUUCAGUGCCGGCGUUUCAGUCGCAAGCUGGUGUACCUGUGGUUAACAAAAAUGUGGACUUGAAAGCACCAACUCCUGAAGAAGAAAAGGCACAAUUCGCGUUCAAAAAAGAAAAUUUUGAUAACAUAAACGGCGAGAUUAUUGCUUAUUGUUUGAUACUUUUGACGGAAUCACAAGAAGGGGGUUACGGUUUUUGGGACGGGACAAACGAAACAUGGCCUCCGGUACCCAAAAAUGGCACUCAAUUAACACCAAACUUCUGGAACCCUUUCAAAGACGGAGUGAGCUCGGCUAAUUUCACAAUUGGCGAUGGUGGUUGUGGUGCCAACUAUUGCAACAAAAUCCUAAAUGACGACACAAAAUAUUGGUUGAUUGUGCGAGCCCUAACAAGAGCGGGUUUUAAGGACAGUUCAUUAUUACCUUUUAAAACAGAUGUGAUGGAAGAAUUGAAUUUGCCCCUAAUUCUGGGCUUAACAUUCGGUCUCUUACUUUUAGUACUUUUGAUAAUUUUCUUGAUAAUUUUGUGGCGACGCAGUCGGAAAAGUCAGCCACCGGAAGAAAUAAAACGAGUUUCAACAACAAGCCCUGAACCCAUCCCCUGCCAAAAAUUCGUCACUUUUUACGCUAAUCUCAAAACGACUCCACACAUCCUCAAGCAACAAUUCACCGACUUGGACUUGCAAAGUAAAAAAGUGGCGGCGCAAAUUUCCUACGCCACUCUCGCCGAAAACCGGCGGAAAAACAGAUACACGAAUAUUCUGCCUUUCGACGAAACACGUGUUAAAUUAAAUAUAGACGAAGACGAUGAAAUUAGCUCGGAUUACAUCAACGCCUCGUACAUAAAGGGUUAUUCGGGUAAAAUGGAAUACAUCGCCACUCAGGGCCCCCUAGAAUCCACAACCCGCGAUUUCUGGAAAAUGGUCUUACAGGAAAACGUUUCAAUAAUCGUGAUGGUGUCACAAUUCGUCGAACAAAGUAAAGAGAAAUGUUACCAUUAUUUCCCCAGUAAUCACGAAAGCGUCAUGUUUGGGGAAUCACUGGAAGUUAAGUGUUGUACUGAACUGCAUUUCGGGACUUAUUGUAUGCGAACUUUGCAAGUGCGAAAGGGCACAGAGCAGCGACAUGUCAUUCACAUGCAAUUUCUGGAAUGGCCUGACUUUGGCGUUCCGUUAGGAACCGACAACAUGUUACAAUUUUGCCGACAGUUGCGGGAAAAAGCAAAUAGUGAAGGAGGUCUAAUUGUGGUGCAUUGCAGCGCUGGCGUUGGUAGGACUGGGACGUUGAUAGCUCUAGACAUACUUCUUCAGACCAUUGAUGAUCACAGAGACAUUAAUAUUUAUAAGACUGUUCUUGACCUAAGAAAACAAAGAGCAAACAUGGUACAAACCGAAAAACAAUACGUAUUCAUCCACACUUGUGUGAACGACUAUUUGGAAACACCCAUAAUUCAAUCAAACGACUCGUCACAAGAGCGAAUAUAUGAAAACAUGGACGUGUUGAAAUAUUCCCUGAAGAAAAAUCUAAUUGAGACUGAGGUCGAAAGCGCCUUAUAGCCAAUUUUAAUUCAAUUGUACUUAACUAUUUUAUAGGAAAGCUGUGAUCUGUAAAUAAAUAAUUUUUUAUA